AUGGAGAAUCAGUCAGCUAGAGCCAUAGAAACCCAAACGAUCCAGGGCCUGUCCAUUGAGUUUGCCGAAUUGGUUCCAGCUAACCAGUUCACAGCAGCUGAAAUCCAGAGCUACCUCUUAGGUUUCAAGGAUAAACCUGACGUGGCUGUUCAAAGGGCUGCCAAGUGGCUGCAGGAUGUCAUCUACGCGGAUAUGAAUCUCGACGAUUGUAUUGAGGGAAAGCAGUACCAUGAUGUCGUCGGCGGUUAUCAACGACUGGAUGUCUUUCAGUUGCAAGUUAACCGCUCUCGGAAGGAUCCUGUACUCUUCAAGGAGGAGGAGUCUUGCUUUCAAGAUUGA
Penicillium canescens is the source of this 339-nucleotide messenger RNA. RefSeq lists its product as uncharacterized. Lineage: Eukaryota; Fungi; Ascomycota; Eurotiomycetes; Eurotiales; Aspergillaceae. The transcript is spliced from 2 exons. The record is from RefSeq and is a predicted model, not a curated record. The coding region runs from base 1 to 339 and encodes 112 amino acids.